UUAAGAAUCAGUCGUCGUCGAGCUUUCAAACCGUUUGCAGCGAGCGUCAGAGCAGCACCGCCAGGGAUUCCAGUCCAGUCCAGUCGAGCCAGAAACUCCAGCCACACAGCCAAGAAGCAGCAGCAACCAGAGUUACCAGCCAACGAGAGAGGGAGAGACAGAGACAGAGACAGAGAGGCCGAGGCAGAGGGGAAAAAGAGCCAAAAUCCGACGAUUGACGAAAAGGGUCGACAAGCAAACGCGGAAAAAGCCAAAAACGAAAAGAAUCCAGACAACAACCAAAGAAAAUAUAUAUGAGCAAAAAAAAACGAAUUUUCAUGUUUAAAACGCAAAACCAAAAAUAUCGAUAAACCAUUUUAAGUAAAACCAAAGAGACAAAAACCAAAAUUAAAGUAAAUUGCUACCAGUAAACGCUAGUCCAAAUUUUCACUAUAUAUAUAUACAUAUAUAUAUAUAUAUACGUAUACUAUAUAUUAAACUAAUAAUACUUAAAAAAAACACGCCAAUUGCCGCAAAACUUAAUCCAAGUCGAAAAAGAAAAACUAAAGAAAUUUUCAUUUAACAACCGCAAAAUACCAAACACAGCUUCAAAGUGUGCACAAAACCAAAGAAAAAAGCUAAUAUCAAAAACCAAAGAAAGACACCAAACCAAAACCAAAACCAAAACCAAGACAAAUUAUUAUUAAACAAAACCGAAAAACAAUUAAGCAAACAAAGUCGAAGCAAAAAAAAAAACCAAAGGCAAAGAAAACUGCGCCGAAGUCACGGCCAGCAAACAAAAAGUACAAUAAGCAAACACAAAAGACAAACAGCAGCAGCUACGCGGCGGUCGUCGUUGUGAAGUGAAGCGUCACCACUGGCCACGCCCACUCCCCGCUCAGCCGCCCUCCCCGUUUUAGCAGUCUUUUUCCUUUUGGCAGCGCAUCAUUUCAAAGAAAUCUUGCGUGUGCCGAAUAAAAAAAACUAAACAGUCAGUGCCGGUGAAAGACUUUCAGGAGUAGUGUCUCUCUUUUUUUUCGAGUGUACGAAAGAGUUUUUUUGUUUUGUGGCCGAAACCGAAGGCAACGGCAACAGCAACAGCAAAAGCAACAACAACGGCUACACCAACUGGGAUGGGAGAUCAGCCAAAGGCAGCGACAAGUGCAACCGAAGCAGUAGGCUCCGCCACUGAAGGCGUCGCCGUGAUGGCCGCCACCCAGGACCUGCUGCCCAACGGGGCAGGCAACGGCAACGGCAAUGGCAACGGAGGCAAUGGUAACGGUAAUCCGCCACCGCCGCUUCAGGAUCAGGAGCGCGGCCAGGCGGAACAGGCGGAGGCCGGGGACGCCGGCGACGACGCCGCCACCGAUGCCGGGGCUAGUUCGCUGCCCCCCUCGGAGAUCGGCGGUCGGGCGCCACUGGACACGGCCUGCUCGGACGCGGACGGCGGUGCCGCCUCCAGCCUGGCCGGCGGCAUUGUCGGUCCGCCCAGUCCGCUCACCGGCUGCUAUCUGCUUAUCGUCCUGGGCGAGCCGCACUCUGAGGAGCACAAGGACAACAUCUUGCAGCAUCUGCUCAAGGGUUUCCUCUCCUGGGACGUUUCGGACUGUCACGUUGACUUGGAAGAGGAGCUCAAUACAAUUACACAGCAUGCGCCCGAGGGCGAGGAGGCUCGUCAUGGCGAACGACUUAUCCAGUACGCCAGCGAGAACCUGGUGACGGAGGUGCUCAUCCACCCGCAGUACAACACGCUGAUCCAGUGCAUGCGCAACUUGCUCAGCAGCUUCACUCGCCAUCGGCACAUCAUCCACGCCGGCUACACCUUCAGCGGCAAUGGUUCCUGGAUACUACAGGACGGAACCUUCUCUGUGGCGGACUUCUCUGAGGCCUUCCAGGAGCACGACGUACAAAGGGUGAUCCGCGCCUACGCGGACACCAUCACCAUGAACAUCCACUGCGCGGACGCGGGUCUGUGGCACACUCUGCCCGAGAAGGCCUUCGCGCGCCAGUGCCGCAUCCGGAUAAACCCCGUCGAUGUCCUGGACACGAGCAGCGAGUGCAUCAACGAGUUCAUUGGUUAUCUGGCGCCCAUGGUGAUGCCUACCUCGCUGAGGGAGCUGCUUGAGACCUCGGACGUGGUGGGAAACAUCCGCUUCACGCACCCCACCCUCUACGUUUUCCCCGGCGGUCAGGGUGACGCAGCGCUCUUUGGCAUCAACGGCUUCAACAUGCUGGUCGAUGGCGGCUUUAACCGGAAGGCGUGCUUCUGGGACUUUGCUCGGCAUCUGGACCGAUUGGACGCGGUGCUGAUGACGCGGCUAAACAACAGCAACGUGCAAGGCUUGGGAGCGGUGGUGUCGCGCAAGCGGGACUCGCAUGUCUAUCCCCAGAUUGGGCACUUCUUCGGCAACGUACCUGACCGCAAGGGCCUGCCCAGCCCGGACGGCGACAAGGACCGCGACCCGCUGCUGAUCGAUCUCUUCGAGCGCGGACACGGCAUCGUCAGCGACCUGAAGGCACUGGACCUGAAGCCGCAGGGCUGCUACCGCAACCAGGAGCCGGUUAACCUCUACCACAAGGUGGGCCACGGCACUCUGGACAUGUAUGUGAUAAGCCCGGCCCGCGAUUCGAAGGAGGUGAAGGAGUUCCUCCAGAAGUGGCAUGCCGGCGACCAGCGGCUUUUCGCCGCCCGCGAGUCGCGUGACUUCAACUUUCCGCUGCAGAACUUGGUCUCCAUCUGCGCCCUUCUCGUGUGGCAGCCGGCCAACCCGGACGACACCAUCACCCGCAUUCUGUUCCCGGGAAGCACACCCGAUUUUAAAAUCCAGGAGGGUCUCGAGAAGCUCAAGCACCUGGAGUUCAUGAAGCACUCCACGUGCACGGCCAAGUCGAUUGCCCCCGCCAUCCAGACCGUGGCUGGAGCGCGCAAGAGCUUGAAGUCGGCCAUCGAGGCCACGCCCGCUCCGCCCAGCGCUACCUACAAGUCAACGAAGUUCGGUCCCGCAGCCAGUGCCGCUUUGGCCGUCCAGCAUCCGCAUCCGCAGCAGCAGGACAACAAGGCGAAGGAGGCGGCGGCGGCGGCAGCGGCAGCGGCUGCAGCUGCGGCUGUGUCGGCCGCUGUGAUUGUCCGAACCAAGGCCGAUUCAAUGGACACAGACGUCGAGCCGGAGCCGGAGCCCGAAGCUGAGCCGGCUGACACUGGGGACGAGGCAGCGCCCGCCGAGCAGGAACCGGAAGCGGAGACGGAACCAGAGCCCGAACACGACCACGAACACGAGGCCGAGCAGGACAACAAGACGGCCGGCGAGGAAAACAAGGUCGAGGUGUUGAUUAUGAAGCCCCAGCAGGCGGCAACACCUGCAGCGGUGGCAGCCUCUGGCAAGGAUGCCCUGGACGCUGCCCAUGUCGAUGCUGCCACGCCCGCCGGCGGCAAGCCGGCCAAGGCGUCGACCAAGAGCGGAAAGGCGGAGAAGCCGCGGGCCGAGGUGAAGCCUGUGGUGCGGUCCCGCAUCGACACUAAGCCGCCCAAGUCCAUGGACCGCAAGCUGGCCAAGCGGGACGAGAAGAAGAGCUCGCCCACGGCCACGCCGGCGGCCCGAGCUCCGGUGGUGCGCGAUGUCAAGCCGAAGGUGCUGAGCCGCCCGGCCAACAAGUGCAGUCCGAGCAGCACGCCCGCCAAGAGCGCCAAGGAGGCCAACAACCGCAAGGUGCUGGAGUCCAAGCAGCAGGCGGCCAGAGUGCAGGCCACCAGCACGACCUCGCGACGGGUCGUUUCAUCCUCGGUCAGUGAGAGGCGUGUCCAGCAGCAGCAGCAGCAGGCGGAAGCGAAAGCGGCAGCCACCGGGGCGACGCAGGCGGUCCAAAGGAAGCCCAUCUCGAGGAGGCCACGUGGUGUUUCGCCGUCGAAGCGGGCACCAGCACCCGGCAGUCCGGUGAAGCAGGCGAAGCCGAAGGCGGCGGACCUGAAGAAGGCACGCCUGGACAAAGGCGGUACCACCGAUUCCAGUCUGGUGUCCACCCCAUCGGCAGACGAGGCCACGGCUGCCAAGAAGCUGCAGGACCUGACCGCCUCACAGGAACUGGACGCCGAGAAGCAGCGCGAGCUGGACGACCUGAAGGAGGAGCAGGAGGUGGUGCGCGAGAUCGAGGCGGUGUUCAGUCGAGACGAGAUGAAGCGCCAGCAGCACCAUCAGAUCAAGGCCGAGCUGCGCGAAAUGCCCGCCGAGGGAACUGGAGAGGGCGAUGGCGAGGACGAUAACGAGGAGGAGGAGGAGUACCUGAUUAUCGAGAAGGAGGAGGUGGAGCAGUACACCGAGGACUCGAUCGUGGAGCAGGAGAGCAGCAUGACCAAGGAGGAGGAGAUCCAGAAGCACCAGCGCGACUCUCAGGAGUCGGAGAAGAAGCGCAAGAAGAGCGCCGAGGAGGAGAUCGAGGCGGCGAUCGCCAAGGUGGAGGCCGCCGAACGCAAGGCGCGACUUGAGGGCGCCGCCGCUGGCUCUGCUUUUGCCACUGCCGCCCGGCAGGACGAACAGGGUGCCGAAGAGACUGGUGAGGCUGAUCUGGAGCAGAGCGACAUCAAGGCCGAGGUGCAGGAGAUCAUUGCCACGGCCAAGGACAUUGCCAAGUCGCGCACCGAGGAGCAGCUGGCCAAGCCCGCCGAGGAGGAGUUCUCCUCGCCGACACCCGAAGAGAAGCUGAGCAAGAAGACGUCGGACACGAAGGACGAACCAGUCGGAGUGCCGAUCGAUGUCCUGCCCGUUAAUCUGCAGGAGAGCCUGCCCGAGGAGAAGUUCUCGGCCACCAUCGAGUCGGGGGCCACCACUGCGCCCACACUGCCCGAGGACGAGCGGAUUCCGCUGGACCAGAUCAAGGAGGACUUGGUGAUCGAGGAGAAGUACGUCAAGGAGGAGACCAAGGAGAUGGAGGCCAUCCUAGUGGCAACCGUGCAGGCUCUUCCCGAGGCAGCUCCGUCCGCCAUCAAGGCUGUCCUGGCCGCAACCACCAAGGGUUCGCCGAAGGAUGCCGGUAAGGUGGAGAUUGCGGGCGAGCUGCCCGAUUCAGGCGAACGAGUGCUGCCCAUGAAAAUGACCUUUGAGGCGCAGCAGAACCUUCUGCGCGAUGUUAUCAAGACGCCCGACGAAGUGGCCGAUCUGCCCGUUCACGAGGAAGCCGAUCUCGGUCUUUACGAGAAGGACAGCCAGGACGUAGCCGGUACCAAAAGCAUCUCGCACAAGGAAGAGUCCGCCAAGGAGGAGAAGGAGAACGACGACGACGAGAAGGAGAGCAAGGAGGCGGAGAUCGAACCCGAAACUGAACCUGAACCUGAAAGGGAGGAACCAGUCGUGGAGGAGGCUGCCAAGCAGGUAUUGACCACUGAGGUUUCUGUCGAUAAAAAAACAGAGCAGUUGGCCACCCUCGAGGCCGAGAAGGUUGUGGAAAUCACUACAACACCGGCAGCCCAAGAGAAGCAGAUAGAACAAGAAGAACAGAAAACAGAAGAGCCAGAGAAAGAGAAAGCUCUGGAGCCGGAACAAAGUGAGGAGGCAGGGUUUAUCACCGAAAAGGAGGCUAAAAAGUCGGCUAGCACACCCGAAGAGAAGGAGACUAGCGACAUUACGUCCGAGGAUGAACUGCCGGCCCAGCUGGCUGAACCAACCGCCACCAUUCCCUCGAAGGAAGCCAAGGAACGGGAGGACACUGUGUCCAUGGAGAGUCCUGCCACCAUUGAGGAGGCCAUCGAGGUCGAGGUGCAGGCGAAGCAGGAAGCGCCAAAGCAGGAUUCAAAAUUAGAGCUGGAUUCCUCGAAGGAGCCAUCCCUGCCUGAGAAAUCUCCACCCGCCUCCAAGGAAGUGUCUCGGCCGCAAUCGGUCACGGAGAUCGCCAAAGAGGAAGCUGCGCAGCUCGAUAGUCGACGAGAGUCGGUGGCAGAGAGCGUAAAACCAGAUGAAAUCUCCGCCCAGGCUUCCAAAGAAGCUUCUCGGCCGGGCUCAGUGGCGGAUAGCGUCAAAACGGAAGCCGAUAAGUCCAAAGAACCAUCGCGACGCGAAUCCGUGGCCGAAAGCGUUAAAACGGAAGCCGAUAAGUCCAAAGAACCAUCGCGACGUGAAUCAGUGGCCGAAAGCGUUAAAACGGAAGCCGAUAAGUCCAAAGAACCAUCGCGACGCGAAUCCGUGGCCGAAAGCGUUAAAGCGGAAGCCGAUAAGGACGAAAGGUCUGCACCGGCCUCUAAAGAGGCCUCAAGGCCCGAGUCCGUUCUUGAAGGGGCCGAAAGCCGUCGGGAAAGCAUAAAACCAGAAAGUGCAAAAGACGAAAAGUCUCCGCCUGCCUCGGCGGAAGCGUCCAGACCAGAAUCUGUGGCGCAAGCUAUUAAGGACGAGGAAGCUAAGUCGAAGGAGCCGUCCCGUCGUGAAUCUAUCGUAGAAAGCGUCCAGGCCGAGAGCGCCAAGGACGACAAGUCUCCGCUUGCCUCCAAAGAAGUGUCCCGACCCGAGUCGGUUGCUGAAAGCAUCAAGGAUCAGACUGAGGUGAAGGACAGCCGCCGGGAGUCGGUGGCUGAGAGUGCUAAGGCGAAGAGCGCAAAGGACGAGACAUCAGCCCAAGCCUCAAAGGAAGCAUCCAGGCCAGAAUCCGUUGCAGAAAGCGUCAAGGAUGAAGCUGAAAAAUCGAAGGAACCAUCGCGGCGAGAAUCGGUAGCUGAAACGAAGGAAGUAUCAAGACCCGGGUCAGUUGUUGAGAGUGUCAAAGACGACGCCGAGAAGCCGGAAAGCCGUCGGGAAUCGAUUGCUGAAAGCGUCAAGGCAGAUAGUGCCACGGACGGAAAGUCUCCUCUGGCCUCAAAAGAGGUUUCCCGGCCAGAAUCCGUGGUGGCGAGCAUCAAGGAUGAACCCGUUAAAUCCACGGCAGGGUCUCGACGCGAGUCAACGGCUGACAGUGUUAAGGCGGAGAGUGCCAAGGACGAAAGGUCACCUCUUCCCUCGAAGGAUGUCUCCCGACCAGAAUCAGUAGCUGAAAGCGAUAAGGACGACACUGAAAAGCCGGAAUCGGUUGUGGAAAGUAUUAAGCCAGAUAAGAUUGAAAGUGAGAGGGGUGCAGAUGAUAAAGUUGAAUCCGUGGAAAGUACAAAGCCAGAAAGCCUUAAAGACGAGAAAUCUCCAAUUCCCUCGAAGGAGGUCUCCAGACCACAAUCUGUGGUGGAAAGUGUGAAGGACGAAACUGAAAAGUCAGAAAGCCGUCGUGAGUCGGUAGCUGAAAGCUUAAAGCCAGAUAGUGCCAGGGAAUCCAAAGAACCUUCCCGGCCUGAAUCAAAGGUAGAAAGCGUUAAAGACGAAUCUGAGAAGUCAAAGGGUCCAUCCCGGCGAGAAUCUGAGGCAGAAAUCUCCGCUGGCAUCAAAGAAGCAUCUCCGCCAGAAUCCGUCGUAGAGAGUGUGAAGGACGAAAUGUCGAAGCAACCGUCUCGGCGUGAGUCAGGGACAGAAAGCGUUAAGGAUGAAGCUAUCCAGUCGAAGGAGGCCUCUCGACCCGAAUCUGUUGCUGAAAGCGCCAAGGAAGAAAAAUCUGCAUCUGUGUCCAAGGAAGCUUCCAGACCAACAUCUGUUGCGGAAAGUGUCAAAGAUGAGGCUGAAAAAUCCAAGGAACCAUCUCGACCCGAAUCUGUGGCAGAAAGCGCCAAGGAAGAAAAAUCUGCAUCUCCCUCCAAGGAAACUUCCAGACCUGCAUCUGCUGCCGAAAGUGUCAAAGAUGAGGCUGAAAAGUCCAAAGAACCAUCUCGGCCAGAGUCGGUAGCAGAAAGCGUAAAGGAGGAAACAGCCCAGUCAAAGGAGGCCUCUCGACCCGAAUCUGUUGCAGAAAUCGCCAAGGAAGAAAGUACAAAAGACGAAACAUCUGCAUUAGUCUCCAAAGAAGUCUCCAGACCAACAUCUGUAGCCGAAAGUGUCAAAGAUGAGGCUGACAAGUCCAAGGAACCAUCUCGACCAGAGUCGGUGGCAGAAAGUGCUACAGUGGAAAGUGGCAAGGAUGAAAAAUCUGCACCUACCUCCAAGGAAGCUUCCAGACCUGCAUCGGUUGCCGAAAGUGUCAGAGAUGACAAGUCCAAGGAACCUUCUCGUCCAGAGUCGGUAGCAGAAAGCGUUAAGGAGGAAGCAGCCCAGUCGAAGGAGGCCUCUCGAACCGAAUCUGUAGCAGAAAGCGCAAAAGAAGAAAAAUCUCCAUCUGCCUCCAAGGAAGCUUCCAGACCUGCAUCUGCUGCCGAAAGUGUCAAAGAUGAGGCUGAAAAGUCCAAAGAAGCCUCUCGGCGGGAGUCCGUGGUUGAAAGCGUCAAGGCGGAAAGCUCCAAGGACGACAAAUCUCCCUCGGCCUCCAAGGAAGCAUCAAGACCAGAGUCCGCCGUAGAAAGUGUAAAGGACGAAGCUGAAAAGUCCAAAGAACCAUCUCGGCGGGAGUCCGUGGUUGAAAGCGUCAAGGCGGAAAGCAUCGUAGACGACAAAUCUCCUGUGGCAUCCAAGGAACCAUCUCGGCCAGAGUCGGUAGCAGAAAGCGUAAAGGAGGAAACAGUUCAGUCAAAGGAGGCCUCUCGACCCGAAUCUGUGGCCAAGGAAGAAAAAUCUGCAUCUGUGUCCAAGGAAGCUUCCAGACCAACAUCUGUUGCGGAAAGUGUCAAAGAUGAGGCUGAAAAAUCCAAGGAACCAUCUCGACCCGAAUCUGUGGCAGAAAGCGCCAAGGAAGAAAAAUCUCCAUCUGCCUCCAAAGAAGUCUCCAGACCAACAUCUGUUGCAGAAAGUGUCAAAGAUGAGGCUGAAAAGUCCAAGGAACCAUCUCGGCCAGAGUCGGUAGCAGCUGGUGCUACAGCGGAAAGUGGCAAGGAUGAGAAAUCACCUCUGGCCUCAAAGGAAACUUCCAGACCAGCAUCAGUUAUUGAAUCUGUUAAAGACGAAUCUGAGAAGUCCAAGGAAGCAUCUCGGCGGGAGUCCGUGGUUGAAAGCGUCAAGGCGGAAAGCUCCAAGGAUGACAAAUCUCCUUUGGCAUCCAAGGAAGCAUCAAGACCAGGGUCCGCUGUAGAAAGUGUAAAGGAUGAAGCUGAGAAGUCCAAGGAAGCAUCUCGGCGGGAGUCCGUGGUUGAAAGCGUUAAGGCGGAAAGCUCCAAGGACGACAAAUCUCCUUUGGCAUCCAAGGAAGCAUCAAGACCAGAGUCCGCUGUAGAAAGUGUAAAGGAUGAAGCUGAGAAGUCCAAGGAAGCAUCUCGGCGGGAGUCCGUGGUUGAAAGCGUCAAGGCGGAAAGCACCGUAGACGACAAAUCUCCUUUGGCAUCCAAGGAAGCAUCAAGACCUGAGUCCGCUGUAGAAAGUGUAAAGGACGAAGCUGAAAAGCCAGAUAGCCGACGCGAAUCUGUGGCAGAGGGUUUCAAACCGGAAAGCGUUAAGGAAGAGAAGUCUGAGGCAUCUUCCAAGGAAGCUUCCCGACCAGAAUCCGUUGGGGAGAGUGUUAAAGACGAACCUGACAAAUUAAAAGAAUCGUCCCGGCGGGAAUCAGUCGCAGAAAACCUAAAAGAUGACAAGCUAGCACUUGCUUCUAAGGAAGCUUCCCGGCCAGAAUCUUCAACUGGAAGUGUGAAGGAUGAAGCAGAAAAGUCCAAGGAGGUAUCGCGAAAAGAAUCCAUCGCUGAAAGCGUGAAGGCGGACAAGACAAGCAUUAAGGACGUCCAGUCUAAGGAACCUUCCCGCCGCGAGUCAGUUGUUAUUUCGAAGGAGUCCUCGCCCAGGCCAGUUUCGGUUGCCAGUGACCAUGAUGCUAACAUCGCCGUUGAGGUCGAGCCAAAGUCUUCCGUCUCCCCCAAAGAAGCAUCCCGCCCAGGGUCAGCUGCCGAAACGGCCUCCUCCCCAAUCGAUGAAGCGGUCAUGGAGUUCUCGGAGGUCGAAGUGGUAAAGAGGGCUAGUCUUGCACUUAGCUUGGCCCCAGAAGGAAAGCUGCCGACGGACUCGAGUCCUGUUGACGUGGCCGAGGGUGACUUCUCCCACGUCGUUGUUUCUGCCUCCUCUGUCGCAGAAACACUUGCCCAGCCAGCUGAGCUUUCGAAGGUUGGUGCUGCCGUAACGGUCUCGUCCCCUGUAGACGAAGCACCAAAAACUCCAUCACCUUUGGAGCCAAUAUCCCGACCAGAUUCUCCUGAUGAAUGCGCCGGUGCUAAGGAUGAGGGAUCGUCGCAUGCUUCGAAGGAACCCUCGAGGGCUGGUUCGGCUGCAGAAGGUCACGUGGAUGAUGUUAAAGAAUCCGUAAGCCCAAAGGAUGUUAAAUCAGCGGAGGCAUCUCGUCCCGGCUCUUCAGCGGAGCAAAAGGAGGCUAAAUCUCCAGCACCAGAAACAGCAUCAUCGCCCAUCGAGGAGGCAUCCAAGGACUGCGCUGAAUUCGAGCAGGCCGAGAAAGGAAUUCCGCCUUUGACUAUUGACCCUAAAGGUAAUCUUCCCACUUUAUCGAGUCCUGUGGAUGUGGCACAUGGUGACUUCCCCCAGACGGCAACACCCACAAGUUCCCCAACUUCAGCCGCAGCCCAACCGGCUGAACUGUCGAAAGUCGGCACUGAAAAGACAGCAUCGAGUCCGGUGGAUGAGGCUCCGAAGUCCAUAGUCCAAUCACCGGUUGAAGCCCGUCCUGAUUCUCCGGCUGAGAGCGCCAAGGACGAAGCCGAGAAACCUGGGUCCAUCAUCGCCUCUCAGGAAGGCUCUCGUCGUGAGUCCAUAGCAGAAACUGCAAAGGCUGACGAAAAAUCCAAGGAGCCAUCUCGACGUGAAUCACUUGCCGAGAGUGGGCAACCUGAAAGUUCAAAGGAGGAAAAAUCCCUACAGGCAUCUAAGGAAUCGUCCCGACCAGAAUCAAAAGUAGAGAGCAUAAAGGACGAAUCGGAAAAAUCUAAGGAAGCAUCACGUCCACCAUCUGUGGCAGAAAGCCUCAAGGUUGAGAGCACUAAAGAUGACAAAUCCCCAAUUGCAUCGAAAGAGGUUUCUCGUCCAGGAUCGGUGGCAGAAAGUCUUAAAGACGAAGGAGAAAAAUCCAAGGAAGCCAGCCGACCAGCCUCUGUUGUGGAGAGUGUCAAAGACGAGAGCGACAAACCAGAUAGCCGCCGCGAAUCGAUCGCAGAGAGCCUUAAAGCAAGUAGUUUGAAGGACGAAAAGUCCCCGAUCCUAUCGAAAGACGUCCCAAAGCCAGAAUCCUUUGUGGAAAGCAUUGAGGAUAAGAGUGAGAAAACCGAAAGCCGUCGGGAAUCCGUUGAAAGUACGAAGGUCGAAAAGUCUCCAAUAGCUUCUAAGGAUGCCUCCCGACCAGCAUCAGUGGUUGAGAGUAUCAAGGACGAAGCUGAGAAGCAAGAAAGCCGUCGAGAGUCGGUUGCCGUGAGCGUUAAGGAAGAAAGCACCAAAGACGAUAAGUCGCCAUUGGCUUCAAAGGAAGUGUCUCGGGCGGAAUCUGUAGUAGGAAGCGUACAAGAUGAGGCGGAGAAAUCUAAGGAUGCUUCCCGUCGUGAGUCCCUUACAGGAAGCACGAAGGCGGAGAGCUCAAAGGACGACAAGUCCCCGCUGGCUUCAAAGGAACCCUCCCGACCUGCAUCCACCGUACAAAGCACUAAAGAUGACGCUGAGAAGGAUGAAAGUCGUCGGGACUCCGAUAAGUCUCCUCUUGCGUCGAAGGAAGUUUCUCGUCCGGCAUCUGUGUUGGAAAGUGUUAAGGAUGAGACUGAAAAGCCAGAGAGUCGUCGCGAAUCCAUCGCUGAAUCUGUGGCAAAAAGCGACAAGGAAGAAAAAUCUGCAUCGGCCUCCAAGGAAGGUUCCAGACCUGCAUCUGUUGCCGAGAGUGUCAAAGUUGAGGCUGAAAAGUCUAAGGAACCAUCUCGGCCAGAGUCGGUGGCAGAAAGUGCUACAGCGGAAAGUGGCAAGGAUGAAAAAUCUGCACCUGCCUCCAAGGAAGCAUCUCGGCCAGAGUCGGUAGCAGAAAGCGUUAAGGAGGAAGCAGCCCAGUCGAAGGAGGCCUCUCGACCCGAAUCUGUAGCAGAAAGCGCCAAAGAAGAUACAUCUGCCUCCAAGGAAGCUUCCAGACCUGCAUCUGCUGCCGAGAGUGUCAAAGAUGAGAAAUCCAAGGAACCAUCUCGGCCAGAGUCGGUAGCAGAAAGCGUAAAGGAGGAAACAGCCCAGUCAAAGGAGGUAUCUCGAGCCGAAAGCCCCAAGGAAGAAAAAUCUGCAUCUGCCUCCAAGGAAGCUUCCAGACCUGCAUCUGUUGCAGGGAGCGUCAAAGAUGAUGCUGAAAAGUCCAAGGAACCAUCUCGGGCAGAGUCAGUGGCCGAAAGCGUAAAGGAGGAAGCAGCCCAGUCAAAGGUUGUCUCCCGAGCCGAAUCUGUGGCAGAAAGCGCCAAGGAAGAAAAGUCUGCAUCGGCCUCCAAGGAACCUUCCAGACCUGCAUCUGCUGCCGAAAGUGUCAAAGAUGAGGCUGAAAAGUCCAAGGAACCAUCUCGGCCAGAGUCGGUAACAGCUGGUGCUACAGCGGAAAGUGGCAAGGAUGAAAAAUCACCUCUGGCCUCGAAGGAAGCUUCCAGACCAGCAUCAGUUGUUGAAUCUGUUAAGGACGAAGCUGAGAAGUCCAAGGAAGCAUCUCGGCGGGAGUCCGUGGUUGAAAGCGUCAAGGCGGAAAGCUCCAAGGACGACAAAUCUCCUUUGGCAUCCAAGGAAGCAUCAAGACCAGAGUCCGCUGUAGAAAGUGUAAAGGACGAAGCUGAAAGGCCAGAAAGUCGUCGCGAGUCUCUGGCAGAAAGUGCUAGACCCGACACUUCCCGACCGCAGUCGGUGACCGAAGAAAUAGCCGUGACUGAGAGUAAAAAGGGUGAAUCGCCUCCAGCCGCGUCCAGGGAAACGUCCCGCCCCACUUCAGUGGCUGAGGACGCGGGCAUCGAAAAGUCAUUGGAGGCAUCCGGUCGCUUGUCCGUGGCCGAGAGCGUGAAGACAGACAGUGGCAAGGACGAGAAGUCGCCACUGCCUUCGCGGCCCGAAUCGGUGGGAGACAAGUCGCCGGCUGCCUCGAAGGAGGCAUCCCGUCCUGCGUCGGUGGCCGAGACCGCCUCCUCCCCCAUCGAGGAAGGCCCACGCUCAGUCGCCGACCUAAGUCUACCCCUGAGUCAGAUAGAAUCCGAAGCCAAGGGCACGCUUCCAACUCUCUCGAGUCCCGUCGAUGUGGCAGAAGGAGACUUUUCGGCACCGCACGUUGAGUCCACAUCGCAGCCAGCUGCACCCUCCAAGCCCGCAGAACAGUCCAAGACGGACACGGGCCACACAGCCUCCAGCCCCGUGGACGAGGCUCUUCCUAUUCUGGAGUCGGAGGCCAGCGAAGCAGUCAAAGAGCAUAUCAGCCCUGCGGCCGGAGCAGCGGAUGCGGUACCCGAAGCAGAUCUGCUGGGCUUCGAGGAUACCAAAUCGGAGACCGUAACCAAGCAGUCGGAUGCAUCGCUUUUCGAGUCGAUUUCCACCAAGGUUGAGCAGAAAGUGGAGAGCAUCAAGAGCUCAGCCGAGCAGGUGGAGGAGAAGGUGGCCAGCUUGGCGAAGCAGGUGGAAAGCUCUGUGGCCGAGACCCUCGAGCAGGUGAGCAAGCAGAGCAGCGAGCAGCUGACGGAGAUCAAAUCUGUGCUGGACACCAAGAUCAGCAGCGUGACCGAAAUAUCCCGCACAGCCGUAGAGACGGUCGAGAAGAAGGUGCAGCAGGUGACCGAUGAUGUGAGCGAGAAGGCAACGGCGCUGGUCACCGAGCAGCUGGUCACCAAAGCCAGUGAGAGUUCCGCGGAGAGUGGCCAGGACAAGAGCAGUCUGGAUCUGGGCGCGUUCUCGGAGCUGCGGGAAACGCACAUCACCACCGUGGGCUCGCCCGAGUUCACGGUCACAAUCUGCGAGCGCGACGAGCCCGUGCUGCACGACAUCAAGGAGGAGGACGAGGAGCACCGCUUCUCGCCGCCCAGCAUUGGCGACAAGACGGGCAUCCUGGCUCCCCAGCUCAUGCGACCGCUUUCGCCGCGCGAGGAAGAGGUGGCGAAGAUCGUGUCGGACGUGGCCAAGGUUCUCAAGUCGGACAAGGACAUCACCGACAUCAUUCCCGACUUCGACGAACGCCAGCUGGAGGAGAAGCUCAAGUCCACCGCCGACACGGAGGAGGAGUCCGACAAGAGUGCCAGGGACGAGAAAUCCCUGGAAAUCAGCGUCAAAGUGGAAAUCGAGUCCGAGAAGUCGUCGCCUGACCUGAAGUCCGGCCCCAUCUCGAUCGAGGAGAAGGACAAGGUCGAGCAGUCCGAGAAGGCGCAGUUGCGUCAGGGAGCAGCUGCUGUCAGUCGCCCGGAGUCGGUUGCCAGUCAGCCGGAUCCCGAACCGAAGGAAGAGGAACCACAGCCAGCGCAGGCCAAAGAGCAGACAUCUCCCGGAGGAGCAGCCAGCAAGGAAGGGUCCAGGCGCGAGUCCGUGCUUUCCGAGAGCCACGGUGGCAAGGACGAGAAGGCGUCGCGACCCGAGUCGGUUGCAAGCCAGGCCAGCGACAGGGAGGCCAAAACCUCUCGCCCAGCAUCCAGCACAAGCCAGUUCAGUGCCAAGGAUGUCGACGAGGAGACUACCGAGUCGCUGCUCCACUCGUCCACCACCACAGAGACCGUCGAGAGCAAGAGCAAGGUGGAGGAGAAGUUGGAGGAGAAGUCGAGCGUGGAGUCGCUCGUGUCCAGCUCGGUCACAAAGUCCACAGUCCUCUCCAGCCAGUCGGUGCAGCUGCGCGAGGAGUCCACCAGCGACUCGCUGAGCAGCAGCCUCAAGGUGGAGGACAGCUCCCGACGCGAGUCGCUCUCCAGCCUGCUGGCCGAGAAGGGAAGCAUCAGCACCGGCGUCAAGGAGGACUCCAGCUCGUCCGCCUCCCACUUGGAGGAACUGCUAGUGCAGUCUGAGGAGUGCUCGUCGGAGUCCAUUGUCAGCGAGAUUCAGACCAGCACCGCUCAGAAGUCGGUGGUCAAGUCGGAAACCAAGGAAACCAAGGAAACCAAAGAAACCAAGGAAACCAAAGAAAGCAAGGAAACCAGAGAAACCAAGGAGACCAGCAGCAGCUUUAGCAGCAGCAGCGGUUUCACCAAGGACGACAACAUCAAAGAGACAGUGGCCGAGUUCUUGGCCACCGAGAAGAUCGUCUCCGCCAAGGAAACCUUUAGCGCCGACGCCGCCAAGACGGCGGAAGAGUGCCUGAAGAAGGCCAGCACCGCCAGCGCCGCCAGCACCACCGCCUCCCAGCGGACACUCUUCGUGGGCACCGACGAAUCGCGGCGGGAGUCGCUGCUGAGCCAGGCCAGCGAGGGUCGGCUGACCCACAGCGAUCAGGAGGACGAGGAGCACGACGAGGAGGACGACGAGCGCGCCAGUGUGAAGGAGGGCCGCUCCAAGUCCAUUGCCACCAUCAUGAUGACCAGCAUCUACAAGCCAUCCGAGGAAGUAGAGUCGAUUGACCCGCUCGCCGAGGAGGAGCCCGAGCAAGUGGAGCAGGGUCGGGAGGCCACUACCACCACCACCAGCACUUCCGCCUCCUCUACCACCACCACCACUAGCAAGACCACGACUUUGCUGCAGUCCAGCGACCAGAGCAGCCACACAACCACCAGCAGCAGCUCCAAGUCCUCUGCCUCCAAGGUUGAGUCCAUCACGCUCACCCAGAUCGAUCUGCAGUCCGGACAGGAUCAGGAUCAGGAUCAGGCGCAGUUCCAGGCCGAGCCCGCCGACCGCAAGACACCGCCGACGGCACCAGUCAGUCCCAGCGUGAAGCCGAUGAGCGCGACGGGAUCGGCUGGCUCUGUGAUUGGAUCUGGAUCUGGAUCUGGGGCUGCAGCCGGCGGCGCCGGCGCUGCAGGCGGAAAGUGCGAGUCGAGCGCCGCCAGCAUUGUCUCCUCGUCGGGCCCACUAUCGCCCAAGGACAUAAGCGGCAAGUCGAGUCCCGGCGCUCUCACCUCGGAGAGCCAGUCCAUUCCCACGCCGUUGGGUCGGGAGUCGCACACGGAGACCCCGGAGUCCUCGCCCAAGCCGACGUCUCCGUUCCCGCGCGUCAGCAAGGAUGAGCUCAAGUCACUGGAAAUUCAGCACCACGAACAGGAGCAGAUUCUGGCUGGAGCAGCAGCAGUUGCCGCAGCCGGGGCCGCAGCUGCGGCCGAGUCUGAGGCUGAGGCUGAGGCUGAUCUUCCCGAGCUGCACGAGCUGCGCGGACUGGAGAGCAGCACCGCCCUCAGCGGCAGCACAGAGAAGAUAAUCACCACCACAAUCACCACGGUGACCAAGGUGAUCUCCGCGGACGGCAAGGAGAUAGUGACCGAGCAGAAGACGGUGACCACCACGGACAGCUCGGAGCCGGACAGCGAGAAGGUGGUGGUGACCACCACACGCACCACCAGCGAGAGCGAGCGCGACCAGCUGCUGCCCAAGGAGGUCGCCCUGCUGCGCGGCAUGUACCGCGCCAGCACCCCGGGCAGCGAGGACGACGACGACCUGCUGCUUGGGUCGCCGCGCAGCGCCACCAGCUACGAGCUGCAGCACUCCAGCUCCGGGAUGAGCAAGCGCUCCGACCUCGACGCCGACGGCGACGAGAGCCAGGACGACAUUCCGCCGCAGUACGGCAGCGAGGAGCACUCGACGGCCCGCUCGAUCCUUCUGCCGCGCACAGCCGACCCGAUGGCCACCUCCUUUUACGGCGCCCUGCCCGAUAGCUUCGAGGCCACUGCCGCCGCCGCCGCGCUAAAGCCGCCCAGCCAAACGGAGCCCAUCCCGAUCCAGGGCGCCCCGUCCGCUCAGGGCGACAGCCAGUCGUCGGAGAGCGUGGAGAGCAGCAGCCAGACCUGGGCCGGGCACAAGUUCCUAGACCAGGCGGACAAGGACUUCCAGCGAGCGCUCGAGGAGCACGUGCAGGCGCGCGGCGCCGAGGUCAUGUCUUCCGUCACCGCCAAGUACUCGUACUCGCCCUCCAAGGCCGAGGAGAUGGAGCAGAUCGUGAGCAGCACUGCGGAGCGACAGCGCUUCCCGCUGAGCGAUGUCCAGCGGUCGCGUGUGACGGAGAGUGGCUUCGCCACCGUGGGCAGCGUCGCCACCGCCGAGGAGCAUAAGCAUGACAAGCCAGAUAAACCGGAGGAAGCUGCCGCCGUCACCACCACCACCGCUGGGGCAGCGGCGAGUGGCACAACCACAACCACAACCGCAACCACAACGAGUUCCACUGGAGGAGCUCUGCCCAAGGACCGGCUGGAGGAGUGGGGCAAGCCACUCGGCCUGCCGUCGCCAGCUCCACUGCCGGUGGAGGGCGGCGCUGACAUCCGCACCACGCCCAAGAAGGAGCGCCGCUUGGUGGCCACCAAGACGCGACUGAACAACGAAAAGAACCUGCGCAAGCGCAGCGAGUCGCCCAACAAGGCGGCCAAGAAGCCGGCGCCCGUCUACGUGGACCUGACGUACGUGCCGCACAAUGGCAACUCCUACUACGCCCACGUGGAGUUCUUCAAGCGGGUGCGAGCCCGCUACUACGUCUUCUCCGGCACGGAGCCCAGUCGGCAGGUGUACGAUGCGCUGCUGGAGGCCAAACAGACAUGGGAGGACAAGGAGUUGGAGGUGACCAUCAUACCCACGUACGACACCGACGUGCUGGGCUAUUGGGUUGCCGAAAACGAGGAGCUUCUAGCCAAGCACCGCAUCGACCUCUCGCCCUCCGCCUCCCGCUGCACCAUCAACCUGCAGGACCACGAAACCUCGUGCUCCGCCUACCGUUUGGAGUUCUAGGCCACGGGCUUGUUUGUUGCAUUCGACGAUGACUAAGCCAACCCAGAACGCACCCAACCGGAGAAGCAGGAGGAGCAGGAGAAGCAGGCGAGGAGAGCACUGUCAGGGGAUCGAGUCCAUGUGUGGCUUACAAAGUUGGCUUGGACUUGGACUCUGGCAGGACGACCACCAGGACUUAGACUAAAAGCAAAACCAAACAACAGAAAGAUCUCAGCAACAGCAACCGAAGAACAGGAGGAGGACAAAAAAAAGGACGAGGACUAGAAUGAGUUAAAUGCAAUAUGGCGAGUUUCGUGCGCAGGAGCCGCAGGAAACGGAAAUGAGGGCGGGCGAAGGCUGAUAUGGCGGAGUACGGGUCACGUGAAUGACGCCAUUUUGUUUGCCAAUGCUGUCUAUUGAGCUUUCGCCGACUUAUUUCUGCCAACCCAAAGCUAAGUAAUUAAUUGAUAUUAGUUAAACGAGAUUAAUUACCAAAAACACAGUGCAGUGCAACCGAUCUAACGGAUACUCAAAGGAUUAGUCAAGUAAAAGAAUUAUAUUUGUUGCUUUCAUUGGAUAACGUACAGCAGCUACCUUGCCUAGUAAUCCAAAGAUUUAAAUAGUUUUCAAAACCGCAUAGCUAAAAUAUACAAGGAAAAACAAAAACAAAAACGAAAACGAAAAGACAUUAAGAGAGCGUAGAAAAAAUAGAAGCAUACGAGUACGAAAAAAAGAAAAGACACACACACACACACACUAUAUAUAUAAAGAAAUUAAUACUCAUGUUUACGUAUUAGGCAAAACAUUUGCGAGCCUUCUUCGCAUGGACUCCCCAUGCCAGAGGUAUUCGGAUAUUAAGGCGAGCAUUAACCAACUGCAAAUGCAUAACCCGCGAAGUCAGGGCGCUUAGAAUAGUAAGCGAUCAUAAUACAACGCGCCCUUUGAACUAAACUUAAUCAAACGUUGAAGACUAGCGCGCGAUUAAAACUUUGAUUUACCGCGAUUAACCCAAUAUCCGAGAUUCGGAUCCGUUAAACUUAAAAAUGUGCCUCCUCCGAGAUGUUUUCAAAUUGCAUCGUUUUCGUAGCCAUCCUCACAGAUUUUAUUCGUUUUGUUAGACUGCGAUUGGUUUUCUUUUUGUUCCCGCAGGCAGCCGCCGAAAGGCUUAUAACCCCAGAAGGUAUAGCAACCGAUAUACGUACACUUCCACUUCCGCAUAGGGAGCCACAUAUGAACAAGACGAGGGAACUAAAACUGAUCAAAAAAAUAACACUGAACCUGAGAACAGAAUAGGCGAUUUGGGCAGAGGAAAUAAGAAACAGGACGUUGUUGCUGGCGAAUCGAUAAGGAUUAGAAAGGCAGGAGUAGAAAUGAUGAUGUUACUAUAUAAGGAUUCCAAGGGUCUGAAGGGGUUAGCAUGGUAUAUGGGGCGACAGUGAUGGGACAGGGAUGGGACUAGCACUGCUUGUGAUGGGGUUGGGUGGGUUUUGGGUUGGGUUGGGUCAAGUCGGAAUGGAAACGAAGUGGAGUGGUUAGAGACAGAGUGGAACAGCUAUUGUGAGAAAACAAAAAAUAACAAGGAUGAGCAGAGAGUCAUAACUAAGUACGAUAAAAUAUGAAGUACACAAAGUGAACGAAGGUUAUUUUUCUAUAUUUUUUUUACUUUUUCAUAGUCAUAGAAUAACAAAUUUGCAAACAAACAAGUUAAAUAUGCAGCCGGAGCAGCAGGAUGAAGAUGAGCAGGCGGGCAGGCAGGCAGGCACACAGGCAAUUUUAAUCAACGUAACCAGUAACGUAACCUGUAACGUAACCAGUAACGUAACCAAAACGGAACAAGCAAUUUGAGGCAAAACCGCAAAACAGCAAAACAGUCCAAAAGAGCCAGUUACAAUUAUAAAUUAUAGACUCGAGUGGUCGGUCGGUCGAGACAGACUUUUUAGGCUACGCGUAUAUUUUUGAGUUGCUUUUUAUAUACAAAAACAAAACAACAACAGAUCCGGGAGGAGCUGCAGCAGGCGACUGGCAGCUUGUCACGUGUUGCUUGCCUCAUGCAACAUGCAACAUGCAACAUGCAAUGCGCAACAGCAGACAGCAGACAACAGACAACAGUCAACUGGCAACCGUCCAGUCUACAACCGUUUGAUAGCAACCAGCGAAAUUUAAGCAAAAUUAUACACACGUAGGGCUAAGAGGGGCGGGGAUCUGAUUUAGGGGGGCGUGGUCCAUCGGCGGGACUCUCAAGCCCUUACGGUCCGGUCCGAAUGCAAUCUUCAUUGAAGUUCCCCGUCCGACAAGCACAUCCGAUUGGGUAUUUAAACACCAGUCGAGCGUCUUUCGAUUAUUGAGUAGCAGCAUUGCAGUCUCCGCUUCGAAGAUUUUAAAUUUAUAACCGAACAAAAACAAAAACCGAAAACCGAAAACAAAGAGAUAAAGUUUAUUAAAUAUUCAUAAUUUUCGAAAUUCGUGCGCUAAGCGAAACAAAACAUGAACUAAACCUAUGAAGGUAAAGAUAAAGAAUACUCACACAUGAACUAUAUACAAUAUACGUAUAUAUACUUAUAUAUAUAUAUAUACCUAAAUAUAUAUAUUUAUAUAUAUGUACUUGAGCGUAUUGAUGUUGCUUAAAUCGAAAAACUAAAAAAAAAAGAACUCUUCUCCCAGCCAGAAGACAUUUUUUGCCUUUCACGAAACGAAUUUCUCCGUACGAUACGAAGAUAUAAAAACUUGUUAACUUUUUCCCAGUUUGUUUGCCAGUUAAGUUUCGUUCGGAAUCAGAUCAAUCAGAUCACACACUUUACACACACACCACACACCACACACCACACGCCACACGCACAUGUAUCCAUUGCCUUAUAUCCAGAGAACAAACAGAUAUCUGCAUCAUACCUUAUAUUAGGAUAAGAAUCAAAUACGAUAUGUACGACCUAUGAGAGUUUGUUUGUUGAAUUUGCUUUCACUUUUUAGCAGCUUCGAUUUAAAUCAAAUAUACAUACUAAAUGCACACGCCCCCGCACACACACACAAACACACUCUUUGAUUGAUUGGUCGUGUGUGUAUGAUGUGUGUGGGCCCGUGUGUGCUCUAUAUAAUCAUUAGUACAGCAAGUGCAUGCAGAAAGUAAAGUUGUUACAAACAAAAGCCGAGCCGAAGUAUCGCUAACUGGCUAACUGAGUAGGUAGCUACUUGGCUAAUUGGCCAAUAGAGGAGAGAGUACAUAAUCGGAAGAAGAAGAAGCCGGGCAAGACGGGGAAAGAGCGAGCCAGCACAAAAACGAUCCGAUAAUAUGGGCAGAGGUUAGCGCGAAGAAAUAUAUAUGUAUUACAUUUUAUGAAACGUCAAGCUUAUCUCAAGAACUAUUUCCAAAACAAAAUCUGAAAUUAUAAUAAACGUAUUUAUGUGAA
Molecule: messenger RNA, 21154 nt
Organism: Drosophila ficusphila
Lineage: Eukaryota; Metazoa; Arthropoda; Insecta; Diptera; Drosophilidae
Gene: futsch
Product: microtubule-associated protein futsch
Biological process (GO): dendrite development; microtubule cytoskeleton organization; regulation of microtubule depolymerization
Cellular component (GO): dendrite; neuronal cell body; microtubule
Molecular function (GO): actin binding; microtubule binding
Source: RefSeq, a predicted model, not a curated record